Messenger RNA from Sorghum bicolor (sorghum), 505 nucleotides. RefSeq lists its product as uncharacterized. Lineage: Eukaryota; Viridiplantae; Streptophyta; Magnoliopsida; Poales; Poaceae. The transcript is spliced from 2 exons. Bases 176 to 454 code for a protein of 92 amino acids. The record is from RefSeq and is a predicted model, not a curated record.
GUAGAUCCAUAAGACAACAAAACUACUAAAAAUCAUUGAUAUCUACAUAGUGUAGAAGUUAACUUCGUCUUCUGUGUAGUAUAUAAACACCUGCUCACAGGUACUGAAGUGGAGAAUAAAUAAUACAGAUUACCCUCUCCUCUCAAGAAGCAAGUUUCACAGCUUUUCCCGGCCCAUGGCACUCCUCAUCAAGAGCACAAUAAUCAUCGCUGUUUUCUUGGUUCUUGGAGUCAUCAUAUCUUCCACAUCCAUAUGUUGCGUUGGUGCAGUCGGCACGCAGGACACUCCUGCUCCCAAGCCAAAACCAGGGAUGCCGUGCUUCCACGCCGGAGGCUCGCAGUACCCGUGUACUGUGGAUGGGUGCCGCAGGUUAUGCGAGCACGAACACCACAGGAGCGAUAAGGCCUACUGUAAAAGUGUUGGGCCUCCAGGGGAGUGCUGCUGCCCAAAUUAAUGAGUAGACUGUGUAAUGACGAUUCAGUAUGUUUGAUGAUGACAAUAAAAU